CCUUCUUGUUUUCUUUUUCUUUCUAUUAAAAAAUAGUAUAGAUUGCGCUUCUAAAUUAAAUAACAAUGGCACCAACAAAGAGUAGUAAUACAUCAAAGAAUACAAAAGAGGAGAAAGAAGUAGAAGAAAAGAAAGAAAAGGAACAAACAAGUGAUCAUGACGAAUCAGACCAAGAAACCAAGCAAGAAAGCCAAGACGCUUCUACUGAUGACUAUGAUGAUAAUAAAAGAGAACAACAACAACAGGAUCCUAGCGUGUGGACUCCUGUUUGGGAUGAUAACGCAAAAGCAUAUUACUGGUGGAAUACAUCAACUAACGAAACUACCUGGGUUAACCCUAAUGUAACCGCAGAGAAUCAAGAAUAUCAAAAUGCUGAUAAUUCAAAUUUUCUAUUAGACCCAGAGGCCAGAAAAAAGCUGGAGGCCGGUGAGGAGUUAACUGAAGAGGAAAAGUUGCAAAGUUAUAUGCAAGCAAACCAAGCUUACACAGGACAAUAUUAUCCAUCACAGGAUUACUCCAUGUAUACAUCACAAGCCUUUUUUAAUGCUAGAACUGGAAGAUUCACUACAUCUGAAGAUGCUAAUCGCUUAAAUCCUGAAAACCUUUCAAUUGAAAAUAGAGCAACAAGACAAAUGCAGUUUUAUUUUGAUGUCGAUGCUUAUACGGAACAACGUAAUAGACAAAGAAUGAUGGAAAAGGGAACAAAACGGAAAUUAACUCGAAAAGAAAUUGAAUACUUUAAAAAGAUGAAGCAAGAAAAGAAAAACAAGAGAGCCAGAGAAUGGCUUUUACAAUAAUAAAAACGUAUGUUCUACAUUUAUUCAAAGGCGCACGUUUUUCAUCUGGAGAAGAGUGAAGCGCGUAGUGACUGUUUCAUGAUAUGAAGAAUUUAAUCAUGUAGAGAAAAAC
Messenger RNA from Rhizopus microsporus ATCC 52813, 909 nucleotides. RefSeq lists its product as uncharacterized. Gene Ontology annotation, molecular function: protein binding. Lineage: Eukaryota; Fungi; Mucoromycota; Mucoromycetes; Mucorales; Rhizopodaceae. The transcript has a single exon. The record is from RefSeq and is a predicted model, not a curated record. Bases 66 to 797 code for a protein of 243 amino acids.